CAGGAGGCGGUGGUUCUUGUUUUUUGUAAUAUUUAUAUAUUUUUUUCUAACUGCUAGCCGUCGUUUGCUCUUAUCCAUGCAGCUUGCUGGGUGGUGAAAAGGAGGAUGGGACGCCACCGUUGUAGCGUGUCACCGUGAAGGGACUGCAGGACCGGUGUCGUUUUAGGUGGAUUAUGUACACUGCCUCCCCAGCAACCGUCAUGCCUUAUGGAAGAUUCAUGAACCAYCUAUGACAUUCCAGCAGGAUCAAUGUUUACAGCAACCGUUACUUUUGCCAGCAAUUAAUCUCCCAUCAGCAUUUUUGAAAAUCACUUUUUUAUUGUGCAAAGCACAAGCAAACCACUACAGGUAUUUUGUUAGUUUUUUUGGGGUAUUUUUUUUUACUUUUUUUUUUACAGUCAUCUUUUUUUGCAAGAGGCUGAUCCUUUUUAUCAUGAGAUUCCGAAUCUACAAGAGGAAGGUGGUGAUACUGACUCUGGUGGUUGUCAUCUGUGGCCUAGCUUUCUGGAGCAGCGGAAGGCAAAAGAACGAAAGUGGUUCAUUCCCCAAGGAACUGGAGACGGUGAAGAGGGGCAGCAGCAGUAGUAGCGUCAACAAUCAUAUCCAGGUGCAAGCUACUUCUGCAGUUAGCCGUGCACCCGUUCCACCACCUGUUUUACAAGCAAAUGACACGUACCAGGAAAAAACAAAACAUAAAGGCAAACUGACAAAGCCUGAGGUAGAUAACGCCACUUUAGUCUAUCGAGGCAUUGUCUUUAAGCUGAAUUUUGACCAGACGAUAAGAAAUGAAGAGAAGUUUAAGAAAACCCGACACAAAGAAGACCUGGUUGUGGUAGUUCAGGUUCAUAAUCGACCYGACUACCUCAAGCUGUUAGUAGAUAGUCUGCGAAAGGCCAGAGGUGUCGAGAGCAUAUUGCUGAUAUUCAGCCAUGAUUACUGGUCCCCAGAGAUUAAUAAAGUGGUGKCUUCUGUUGACUUCUGUCAAGUCCUUCAGAUUUUCUUCCCCUUCAGCAUUCAGCUGUACCCAGAAGAGUUCCCAGGAAAUGACCCCAAGGACUGCCCCAGAGACAUUCCCAAAAAAGACGCCUUAAAGCUCGGCUGCAUCAACGCCGAGUACCCAGACUCCUUCGGCCACUACCGUGAGGCCAAGUUCUCUCAGACCAAACACCACUGGUGGUGGAAGCUGCACUUUGUGUGGGAAAGAGUCCGGGUUCUCAAAGACCAUCAAGGCCUGGUUCUAUUAAUUGAGGAGGACCACUACUUGUCUCCAGACUUCAUCCAUCUCUUAAAGCUGAUGAAAGCUCUGAAACGGGAGCAGUGUGCCGACUGCGACAUCCUUUCACUGGGGAGCUACAGCCACAUCGGCUACUCCAGUAAAGCGAACAAGGUGGAGGUGAAGGCCUGGAAGUCCACGGAACACAACAUGGGGAUGGCUCUGAGCCAAGACACGUACCAGAAGCUCAUCCAGUGCACAGACACGUUCUGCACUUACGACGACUACAACUGGGACUGGUCCUUGCAGCACCUCACCGUGGCCUGCCUGCCCUCCUACUGGAAGGUCAUGGUGAGCGAGGCACCCCGGAUUUUCCACGCGGGGGACUGCGGCAUGCACCACAAGAAGGCCUCCUGCAUGCCCAUCAGCCAGAAAACCAAGAUUGAGAACAUCCUACAGAGCAGUGGGAACCAGCUGUUCCCCAAAAACCUCUUGAUCACAAAGAGRCUGCCAGCCAACGGAGCCGGAGGGGUGGCCCCACAUGUUAAAAACGGGGGCUGGGGAGACAUCAGGGACCAUGAACUCUGCAAGAGUUACAUUCGAUUACAGUGACCUUAAUUGAUAUUAUUAUAUAUUCUUGUCUCUUUUUUGCAUCCUAUAUAAUGAAAAAGUAAACCUUUAUGAACUAUUCUUCAUAUUGCCUGUUUUCUUGGACUGUUUUUCUUGGACUGUUCCAAAUAAAGACGAAUGUUGAAUU
Messenger RNA from Austrofundulus limnaeus, 1970 nucleotides. It is a transcript of the gene mgat2, whose product is annotated as alpha-1,6-mannosyl-glycoprotein 2-beta-N-acetylglucosaminyltransferase. Gene Ontology annotation, cellular component: Golgi stack; Golgi membrane. The record is from RefSeq and is a predicted model, not a curated record. Lineage: Eukaryota; Metazoa; Chordata; Actinopteri; Cyprinodontiformes; Rivulidae. Gene Ontology annotation, biological process: oligosaccharide biosynthetic process; protein N-linked glycosylation. Gene Ontology annotation, molecular function: alpha-1,6-mannosylglycoprotein 2-beta-N-acetylglucosaminyltransferase activity. The coding region runs from base 230 to 1825 and encodes 531 amino acids. The transcript has 2 exons.